Camelina sativa (false flax) is the source of this 471-nucleotide messenger RNA. The record is from RefSeq and is a predicted model, not a curated record. Lineage: Eukaryota; Viridiplantae; Streptophyta; Magnoliopsida; Brassicales; Brassicaceae.
AUGUGUCAGUUUGUCUUUAAUAUAUUUAGUAUAGCGGUUUUGUUUUGUGGAACUGGUACGGUUAAUGUCAAUGAAAUGCGAGUCAUUGCAGCAGAUGUACUUAACCGAGAAAGUAUAAAUGGACUGAUACUGGUUCUGCAAGGUCAUAUAACAAAUCAAGCUCUAAAAACCGUUGAGUUUUUCACGUUUAAGGUUGAGUUAUUUGAGAUAACCGAUUUGCUAGUUAACGUAACAAAACAUGUCUUGAGGCCAAGACAUCAGGUUUUGAAUGAUGACGAGAAGGAAUCACUUCUCAAGCAGUACAGUCUCGAGGAAAAACAACUUUCUCCGUUAUCGAGCAAAGACCCGAUUGUGUGAUACUAUGGACUAUAGACAGGGCAAGUCAUGAAGAUCACAUACAAAGACGAGCUCAGUGAUUCACAAGUUACAUACCGAUGCAUUGGUUUAAUCUCGUCUUGUUUAUAUCUUUAA